Messenger RNA from Penicillium samsonianum, 588 nucleotides. RefSeq lists its product as uncharacterized. The transcript has a single exon. Bases 1 to 588 code for a protein of 195 amino acids. Lineage: Eukaryota; Fungi; Ascomycota; Eurotiomycetes; Eurotiales; Aspergillaceae. The record is from RefSeq and is a predicted model, not a curated record.
AUGAUCUCUUCUACCAUUGUUGCCAGCCUCCUAUUUGGCUUAGCCCAAAUUCCUAGCAUUGUUGCUAAGCCAGUCGCUUCAAACAAUUCUACAGACGUCAUCGUUACACUCAGUGCCUCUGAUUACAUCCCAAAUGCGAAGGGAAACUUGAGUCUUUUCGACGUGGAUUGUCUGUUCUCGGGUUAUGACGCCGAUACUCGGGCCUGGCUCAUUUCCCUUGACCCAGCCCCGGCCACUACCGAUGAGGGAAAGGCAAUCAUACUUACUGAAGCGGCUUAUUCUAAAAGGUUCGACGCGAAUGACUUAGAUAUGGUUGAAGAUGUCGAGUAUAUGUUGGCUCAGGUUGCUGGCAAUACUACUUCCCUCGGAAAGCAUACCGGCUCUAGCACCUUUUCCACGAGCUCACGCCACGUUGUGAAAUGGAGCGCUUGCGCGACCUUUUUUUCAUGCAUAAGUGGAAAACGCUGUAGCUUUGACCUCGUGACGGACAAGGCUCCUCGCAGCAAGUGUAUGUCCCGUGGAGGGAGUCACUGCUGUAUAAGCUGGUCUACCUACAAGGUGCGGGCAGCCUUCUUCUCUACUACCUGA